This is a messenger RNA of Gadus macrocephalus (Pacific cod), 4440 nucleotides long. Its product is annotated as activin receptor type-2A-like. The coding region runs from base 1192 to 2787 and encodes 531 amino acids. Gene Ontology annotation, molecular function: activin receptor activity; activin binding; ATP binding. Lineage: Eukaryota; Metazoa; Chordata; Actinopteri; Gadiformes; Gadidae. The record is from RefSeq and is a predicted model, not a curated record. Gene Ontology annotation, cellular component: activin receptor complex; plasma membrane. Gene Ontology annotation, biological process: activin receptor signaling pathway; protein phosphorylation; cellular response to growth factor stimulus. The transcript has 12 exons.
GAACCGAAGCGCCCUUUAAAAACAAUCCCUCUGCCAGUAACGCCAUCUUGAAAUAUCCCGACCUGCUCCCAGCUCCCACUCCCAGAGUCAGAGUCGAGCUGCUUUGCGCCAGGCAUGGCGGGGAGCGAGUCACAACAACUCGACACAAAUACAGGCGACCGCUCGGCUGUUUUCGCGACGCGAACUUCGCGGGCGUCCAGCUCCUCGUGCUCCAGGACAUUCCAACCCCAAAGCACGAGCCGUAGGACCGUCGACGCCGUGACCACGUGAAAGCCGUCCACCUGGCUAGAGCCAUCGGACCGUCGACGCCGUGACCACGUGAAAGCCGCCCUCCUCCGCCGCGCGCUCAGCUGCUUCCCUGCUCUGUGGCUCGUAGUGGUGGGUAUACACACCACUCCGACCGUAAACAACCGCGCGAGUGGGGCGAGCUCAAUCCCCCUGGAAGAAUACAGAGUCCUCGCGGGACAGAACAUGCGUUGGGCGGAUUUCUUUUUACAUUUAGGUGCUUUUUGCUGACGCUUUUAUCAAAAGCGACUUACAACCAUUCAUUCAGACUUAACACACAGACGGCGGAGUCAACCACGCAGGGCGACAGCCAGCUCUUCGGGAGCAGUCAGGGUGAGGUGCCUUGCUCAGGGACUCCUCGGGACUCAGCUAGGACAAGCAGGGGAUCGAACCAGCAACCUUCCGCUUACAAGUCUACCCGCUCUACCUUCUGGGCUGAAGUCUUCUUGCUUUAUAUCCACGUCGAUCUUCCGGUCCGAAAUCUUGAGCUGACCCAUAAGUUAUUGACUUGAUUGAUUGACAGGCGGGUUGGAUGCUCUCUGGUCCACAUAACGGAGCCUCUGGCAGUACACAGGUGUAUAACAACGGCGUUACGGGACAGUGUGGGUCGGUGCAGACCCUGGCAGAGGCCGGCGGUGGGUUUGACAUUGCAUUGUAAUUAUGCAUUGUACUAGAGUGUACAGGCUUGUUUGUUAUCCGGUUAAAGACUCCCACUGGAAUAAUUGAUUAUGGACAACGGGACUACUGACGGGAUACUUUGAGAAAAAGGCCACCCUCCAUCACUGAUUGGGCAAGAAAAUGCCAAGACAAUCACAAUGCUUAUUGUGCCAGACGGGUUUAUGAUCCAAUAGGUCUUGUGCCACACCGCUCCUGUUUCUUUAUUAGAUGGUACACCUCGAAUAGAAGAUGGGAGAAGCAGCCAAGCUGGCGUUUGCCGUUUUCCUCAUCUCGUGCUCCUCAGGCGCCAUCCUGGGCCGCUCGGAGACUCAGCAGUGCGCCUACUACAACACCGGCUGGGAGAAGGAGCGCACCAACCGCAGCGGCGUGGAGCCCUGCUACGGCGACCAGGACAAGCGGCUGCACUGCUUCGCCACCUGGAAGAACACGUCGGGCGUGGUGACGGUGGUGAAGAAGGGCUGCUGGCUGGACGACGUCAACUGCUACGACAGCAGCCAGUGUGUGGAGAGGAAGGAGACCCCCGACGUCUUCUUCUGCUGCUGCGAGGGCAACAUGUGCAACGAGCGGUUCCUGUACACCCCCGACAACCUGCAGCCCCAGAGCGAGUCCCACCGCCAGUUCACCGCCUACACGACCUCCAACACCUUCUCCCAGAAGCCCCAUCUCUUUAGCACCCUGCUGUACACGCUGGUGCCCAUCCCGGGGCUGACAGCUGUGGUCCUCUUCUGCUUCUGGAUGUGGCGGCAGCACAAGCUGGCAUACCCCGCCGCCCUCGUCCCCACACACCACGCCUUUCACAUAAUGGUCGAGGACCCCGGGCCCUCUCCACCGUCCCCCAUCAUGGCCCAGAGGCCCCUGCAGCUGGUGGAGGUGAAGGCCAGGGGCCGUUUCGGCUGCGUUUGGAAAGCGCGGCUCCUCAGCGAAUACGUGGCCGUCAAGAUCUUCCCAAUUCAGGACAAGCUGUCAUGGCAGAACGAGUAUGACAUCUACAGCGUGAGCGGCAUGAAGCACGACAACAUCCUGCACUUCAUGGGCAUGGAGAAGAGGAACAACAACCUGGCGAUGGAGCUUUGGCUCAUCACCGACUACCACGAGAGGGGCUCACUGACGGACUACCUGAAGGCCCACCUGCUGUCGUGGGGCGAGCUGUGUCUGGUGGCCCAGACACUGGCACGUGGCCUGGCCUACCUCCACGAGGACAUCCCCGGGCAUCGCGAAGGCCACAAGCCCUCCAUCGCACACAGGGACAUGAAGAGCAAGAAUGUGCUGCUGAAGAAGGACCUGACCGCCUGCAUCGCAGACUUCGGCCUCGCACUCAAGUUCGAGGCCGGGAAGUCGGCAGGGGACACGCACGGACAGGUGGGUACCAGGAGGUACAUGGCCCCCGAGGUGCUGGAGGGGGCCAUCAACUUCCAGCGGGACUCGUUCCUGCGCAUUGACAUGUAUGCCCUGGGCCUGGUCCUCUGGGAGCUGGCCUCACGCUGCACCGCCGCCGACGGUCCGGUGGACCAGUACAUGCUGCCCUUUGAGGAGGAGGUGGGCCAGCAGCCGUCACUGGAGGACAUCCAGGAGGUGGUGGUGCACAAGAAGCUCCGCCCCCUUCUGCUGGACUGCUGGCACAAGCACCCGGGCCUGGCCUUGCUGUGUGAGACUAUCGAGGACUGCUGGGACCACGAGUCGGAGGCGCGUCUCUCGGCAGGCUGCGUGGAGGAGCGCGUGGGCCAGAUGCGGCGCGUGGCCGCGUCCGGUGGCCUGGAGGACAUCCUGCCUGUGGUCGCCAUGGUGACCAACCUGGACACCGUUCCCAAAGAGUCCAGCAUUUGACUCAGACACGACCCAGAGGUGCUGCUUGUGAGGCCGACCCUGCUGGGUUUGCGGCGGUCACUAACGCCUUGUUUCAGGUAACACCUCCGGGGCUCCGUCCCCAGUGCCCAGCCCUAAGGCUCCACCCCCGACUCCUCCCUCACACCCCGAUAGCCGGUCUUCCGAUCCGUCCCGUUUGGAUCGGAGCGCCCCGAGGAGCUGGACCAUUGAGGUGCUAGACCAUUGAGGAGCGUUCCCUCGAUGGCGUACGUCUGGAUUAUCAGCGUUUCUUUUUUCCUGGACGACCGUCACUAUUCUCUUAUGUUUGACCGAACGAGUGUUCAUUUUUAUACACACACACACACACACACACACACACACACACAGGGAGUUCUUUAACCAAGUCUUCCGGGAGUCCUGCGAUAGAUUCCUAGUGACGACCCCUGCAUACUUUGGCGGUAGGGAUGAAUGAAAAACAAUAAUGUUUGACAAUAAGUGAACAAAACAACCAAAAAACAAUCAUGAGCGACCUCCGUGAGAGGUGGGGUGGAUGUACUCUGGAGAAACCGUAGACACCAACGCUACUGAUCUGCCAACAGACGAUGGCUCUUGAAUGUUUUCUAGUGUUUAAUGCUGCUGUACAUAAUGUAUUAUGGACCCAGUUGUCAUGGUAAUCAAGCUUAUCUCAAGGGGGGGGUGAGCGCGGUGGGGGGUUGUUAUGUGUGUCUGUCUGUGUUUCGGGAGCGGGUGGGUAAAACGGGGGGGUAGUGGUCCAUUGUUUUCAAGCAUAAAGACCAUUCAAACCAUAAACCUCCUUCAACCAAGGUAUACCUCAGUUCAAACGGACACAUUCAAGGAAAAGGUAAACAGACAAACGCUCCCGUGGCAACCAGUUUUAAACUGCUCGACAGUGCUCGAAGGCACAUGGGUACGAAGGCUUUAUCGGUUCCUUUUAUUCCUUUCAGUAUGAACCAAAUGCAACACCAGCUGAAUGGUCAAAAAAUAAUUGCCUUUCUCUCGUGGAACGGAGACGCCCGCUUGUUGAAGGUCAAAGUCUGCGUUGUAUUUCGGAAAGCCUGCGUGUUCCGAGGCCUGACGACGCCUAAGUUCGGAACCCGGUACCGCCCCCUCGCCGUUUCUGGUUUCUCAUUGGUCAAUCCUGGACUGGCAUACCCCCUGGCCCUGCCCUCUCCCUGUUAGCCGCGCCCUUCCAUGGAGAAAAGACUGGAAGGAUCCGUCACAUAGAACUAACGGUUUUAUUUUUAACCAACGUUUUGCUGGACUUCCCUUUUUCUUCCAUUGUUUGUUCUGGAAAAAAAACAACACACAUUACUUUCUUCUCUCCUUUCGGGAUUUCAAGACUUACACAGCGACUUUUUUUUCCUUUAGAUGCUGCUGAAUCAAGAACAAAGGACAACUCGACACACUUUGCUCAUUAGUUUGUGUCAUCUAAGUGGACUUCCUGCCUCUCCCCCCCCCCCUUGCCAGGUAUUAUUAGACAAAUCAACUAACAAGUUGUGUGAUGGUGAUAUAUUUCCAAAGUACCACUUUAGCAGUGACACGCGGUGGUGUGAUUUAAGAUGGAUAUUAAUAUAUUCUAUGUGUUCUGAUUUGAGGCUGUAAAGAGGUGCCAAUUUGCCGAAAAAACUAAUAAAUGCACUUUUCUACUCAAAA